Molecule: messenger RNA, 3025 nt
Organism: Lampris incognitus (smalleye Pacific opah)
Lineage: Eukaryota; Metazoa; Chordata; Actinopteri; Lampriformes; Lampridae
Product: G-protein-signaling modulator 2-like
Exons: 15
Coding region: 116-2194 (692 amino acids)
Molecular function (GO): GTPase regulator activity; protein binding
Source: RefSeq, a predicted model, not a curated record
ACACGGCUGUGGGACAGAGACGCGUUAUUAUGGAUCCCGCGGCACUUCCAGGCAAGACCCGCUCCUAGUCGGCCGUUCCACGCGCGUUGCCCCGCGCUACGGAAAGCCCUGAAGGAUGGAGUCAUCGUGUCUAGAGUUGGCUCUCGAAGGUGAAAGACUCUGUAAGACUGGCGACUACAAAGCUGGCGUCUCCUUCUUUGAGUCAGCCAUCCAGGUUGGAACAGAGGACCUCCAAAUUCUUAGCGCCAUCUAUAGCCAGCUGGGGAAUGCCUACUUUCACCUGCAGGAAUACGGAAAAGCCCUUGAGUACCACCGGCAUGACCUCACGCUCACAAGAACCAUUGGAGAUGAACUUGGAGAAGCCAAAGCCAGUGGCAAUCUUGGGAACACGCUGAAGCUUCUGGGGCGGUUUGAUGAAGCAGUGGUUUGUUGCCAAAGACACUUGGACAUCACCCGAGCCAUGUACGAUAAGGUUGGGCAGGCCCGGGCACUUUAUAAUUUUGGGAACGUUUACCACGCAAAGGGCAAGAGCAUCUGCUGGAUUGGCGCCGAGCCAGGAGAGUUCCCUGAGGACGCCAGGAUAGCCCUGAAGAAAGCUACACAGUACUACGAAGCAAACCUGGCCUUGGCGAUGGACCUGGGUGAUCGGGCGGCACAAGGUCGGACCUACGGCAACCUUGGGAACACUUACUAUCUGAUGGGCGACUUCGAAAACGCUGUUGCCGCCCACGAAAAACGUCUCCUGGUCGCCAAAGAGUUUGGGGACAGGUCCGCUGAGAGGAGAGCCCACUGCAACCUGGGCAACGCUCACGUCUUCCUCGGCCAGUUUGAUCUGGCGGCCAGUCAUUACAAGAGGACUCUGCAGAUAGCCAGGCUGUUGAAGGACAGGGCAGUGGAGGCCCAGGCCUGUUACAGUCUUGGGAACACCUACACGCUACUCCAGGACUACGAGAGAGCCAUUGACUAUCACCUCAAACACUUGAUCAUCGCUCAGGAGCUCAAAGAUCGGGUCGGCGAGGGCAGAGCAUUUUGGAGUCUCGGGAAUGCUUACACUGCCUUGGGGAAUCAUGAGCAAGCCAUACAUUUUGCUGAGAAGCAUCUGGAAAUUGCCAGAGAGACAGGAGACAAGAGUGGAGAGGUCACAGCCCGGAUGAACUUGUCGGAUCUGCGCCUUGUAGUCGGCCUCAAGUCUAACCCCAACAUCCAUCUGAACAGUUACAGCAACACCAACACCAACAGAUCUGCUUUGCCAGAAAGUCACCAGGGCUGCCACACCCUUCCAGAAGCCAAGUGCCUGCCAGGGAGAAGAGACGGUGAAGAAAAUUUGGAGCUGUUAAGACCGAGCCCCGACAAAAUGUCAAUUGACCAAAUGCAGACCCAUUCAGACUGGGUCGAAGAUGCGUUAACUAAGUCGUCAAGGAACAACACAAUCAAGGCUUCCACGAAGCUUUUCCUCUUUCACCGCCUUAAAAGCAAGAAGCAGAAGGGCAGCAAGUCCCCCAACAAAGGCCGUGAGGAGAGAAACGAGCGUUCAGCCCCCGAGUCGGACACGCCGCCGUCGGCUAAGCCCAGAUCACGGGACACUCUGGGAGAAGACAGCUUCUUCGACCUCCUGUCUCGCUUUCAGGGCAACAGAAUGGACGACCAAAGGUGCUCCCUAUUUGACGGCCAGUGCCUCCUUCCUACCCCCACCUCUCCCUCCUCCACCCCACCUGUAGUCGAGAGGAAAUCUAUUUCAGAGUGCAAGACAGCGUCCCCGGAUCCUGGUCAUUUCCUGGAGCUGCUGGCCAGCUCCCAGGGCCAUCGGCUGGACGACCAAAGAGUCAGCUUGAGUCGUUUUCCUGGGUUGCGACUCAGCAGCUCCGACCCACCCUACACACCCCCCUCCUCCAGCAAAGGGCCAGCCCAGUCGCAAGCCCCGAGUUCCAACACAAGUUCUCCCCAUACGAUGUCCCUACACAAGCGCCUCGAGGCCAGCGAUGAUCCCACCGACGACGUCUUUUUUGAUAUGCUUGUUAAGUGCCAGGGCUCCAGGUUGGAUGACCAGAGAUGCGCGGCUCCCCCUUCUCCUACUAAGGGAUCCACAGUCCCGGAUGAGGAUUUUGUCAGCCUCAUUCUGCGCUCCCAGGCCAACAGGAUGGAAGAGCAGAGAGUCCUGCUGCCGGCUGGUUGCACUCAGUCCAAACCUGUAUGACCAGGACUGGAAACUAGGGAGGCCACAAGAACCUUUGGGUGCAUGUGAUGCGUUUCUUGGUAUUUGAGACAAGAAACCCACCAUCCAGCAAACUCUGGACAAUGCAAAGCUCUCCAGUGGGCCACUCGUCCGUUUUGCCCCAAGUCGCCCCCUACUGGUUACUUUUAGGGCACCACUAAGGGACGUUUCUUUCCAGCUUUGAUGAAGCUGCUCUGAUCUCAGGAUUCAUACAGGCUUGUGAAUGCUCAUCGGGUUUGAUGAGGCAUACCUCAGUUUCCCGUUAAAAUCUGGCACAAGGUACUUGCAUGAGUCAUACCCCAGAGCACUAUUAGCCACCUAGGUCAUGUGCGCUCGGUCACAUGGCCUGUUCAAACUGUUACUUGCAGUUUGAAGAGUGGCACACCUUGAGUUUUAUUUACCUUACAUGUCCAUGCAGUCAACAAGGGCAAAUGACAGCAAUUCCACCUCUGGAGAAAAUGAUUUUUGCCCUCUCCACAACCACCACCAAAUACAAGACUUAGUUGAACCAGUUUUUAUUUUUUACAUUGAGGACCUUGAAGUGUUCAUUUUCUAUUUUCGCUGGUGGCGUAUUCUCAGUAAUUAUGUAUUAAUUGUGCAAUGAACUAAUUUCAUCUUUAUGAAUUUUGUGUAAAAUAUGAACUCAGAUUUCCUUUUCCCAAAAAAGGUACGGUUUUUUAAAAAGACAGAUUUAACAUGUAAAAAAAAAGUUUGUUCCUCCUGUGCUUGACAUUUCUCCUGACCCUGGAGAAAUAAAACAUUAAACAGCAACUAUCUCCUCUGUACAACUUAUCAUUCAUCAUCUGCACGUUA